AUGUCUUCAAGAUCGAAAAAGAUAAUGGAAUUGAUUAAUUUUACAACUGAACCUGCUCAUGAUACAAAAGCUCAAAUUCAAGAUCCCAUUCUGAACCCAGACCCUAGUCAAUCUCCUAUAGAUGAAGAUAGUUCAGUUCAGAAUGAUGUAGUUGAUGUCGCGAUGUUACGUGAUAUUACUAAUAAACUUGAAAACCAGCGUUAUUACAAUGCUACGGACUUUUUUGUUAACUACAAUGUUUCACCCGUACAUUCUGGUGAAAUAAGUGCAGAUAUCAGCGACAAUGACGAUCCAACCUAUGAUAGUCAAAUAAAAAAAAAGAAAAUAGAACCAGUACAUCCUUCAUCACGUCGAUCAACAUCUAGCUCCAGCAGAUCCUCAUCCUCCAGUUUAAGCAGCUCCGGCAGUUCCAGCAGUUCCUCAUCUUCAUCUUCUGAUGAUGAUACUGUGGUACAACCUUCUACUUUCGAUCACGUGGAUGAUAAUACUAUCAAUAACACAGAUACUACAGCUAAUGGACAGUCAACAAACGGACAAGAAACAAGUAAAAUUGAAAACUCUGAAAUGAACGAACUCAACAUAGAAGAAGAAAUAGAGAUUAUUAAGAAGAAAGGUAGAAAGCGCACAAGUAAUCCUCAAAAAUGGAAACAAAACUUAAAUAAAAUUCUAAGAAAUUCUGGACGAUCUUAUGAGACUACGAAAAAGAAAACUGUUGCGGCUCGUGAAGUGAAACCACCUUGUACAGACAAGUGCAGGCUUAAAUGUUAUGAAAAGUUUACAUCUCUUCAAAGACAGGCUAUUUUUGAUACCUAUUGGAAUAUUGGUGAACUCAAUCUGCAGCGAUCGUUUAUUCAGUCUUGUAUGUCCGAUGUUACUCCUAGGUAUAAAUAUACAAACGCCAUGCGCCCGAGGGAAGCUAAUAAAGCUUUUCAUUUUAUAGUAAAUGGUAGACCAAUCCGGGUUUGUAAACCAUUUUUUGUUGGUACGCUGAAUAUAUCCGAUCGUGUUAUUCGUACAGUAAUCCAAAAGUGUCAAAACCAUGGAGUUUUGCAAAAUGAUCGAAGAGGUAAACACGACAACCACACCACUACUGAUGAAACACUGAUUUCAGACAUUAAAACUUUUAUAGACUCAAUACCAAGGGUUCCGUCACACUACACAAGGCAAACAUCUACUCGCGAAUACAUAGACGGGGGCAAAACUAUUACAGAUCUCUUCAAUGACUUCAAGGUAGCGCAAGAGAAGAACAGUAAGCCCUAUGAAGUAUCCCGCUGCAAGUCUUCCGACAACGUGGGCACCAAGACCGCGCCCGCCACCCCGCCGCCCUCUCGGUCCUCCGACAACGUCAACACUAUGGGCAACGGCUGCGCGCGCGCCGGCGGCAAGGCGCGGCCCUGGUCCGUGGCCGGCGGCAACGCCGACAGCGCCGCGCUCUGCACCACAGAGGGCGUGGAGGCGUGCGUGGGCGGCAGCAUCGUGGGCAUCACCCCCGGCGCCGCACUAACCAGUUCAAUGAUGCGCGAUCAUCCAUUAACACCUGAAGACACGGAGGCC
Messenger RNA from Brenthis ino (lesser marbled fritillary), 1554 nucleotides. NCBI's taxonomy places the organism in Eukaryota, Metazoa, Arthropoda, Insecta, Lepidoptera, Nymphalidae. The record is from the annotation of a GenBank genome assembly.